This is a messenger RNA of Alternaria arborescens, 1953 nucleotides long. RefSeq lists its product as hypothetical. Bases 1 to 1953 code for a protein of 650 amino acids. Lineage: Eukaryota; Fungi; Ascomycota; Dothideomycetes; Pleosporales; Pleosporaceae. Gene Ontology annotation, molecular function: fatty acid elongase activity. Gene Ontology annotation, biological process: fatty acid elongation, monounsaturated fatty acid; sphingolipid biosynthetic process; very long-chain fatty acid biosynthetic process. The transcript is spliced from 2 exons. Gene Ontology annotation, cellular component: endoplasmic reticulum membrane. The record is from RefSeq and is a predicted model, not a curated record.
AUGUCUGGUGCAGGCCCCUCUCUCCACCCCGGCGACUGGCCGUCGAGGGCUGUUCUGCAGUUCCCUCCCGAUGCCGCUCCCUUGCCCAUUCCUCCCCCAUGGACUGGCGAGUCGACGUUUGCGAACCCUUUCCCGAUCCCCGAAGACAUCUACCAGGGCGCGUUGUCGUACAAGGUGCCCCUGACCAUUGCCUCCGUCUACUUCGUCACCGUCACCUAUGUCAACUGGUACAACCGCCAACACGGUAACAAGCCGUGGAGGAUCGCCAAAACCCGCCCAUUCUACGCCUUUGUCAUCUUCCACAAUGUCUUCCUGGCUGUCUACUCGGCCAUUACUUGCGUUGCCAUGAUCCGCUGCCUCAAGCACUCUUUCCCCCACUACAGCGAGCCCAACGCCGUUGUCGGUACCAUUGACGCACUUUGCAAGAUCCACGGUCCCCGCGGACUCGGCGACGCUGUCACCUACAACAACACCAACGAUGUCUGGAGCAGCCUCAACUCUAAUGUUCUUGUAGGCCCUAGUGGCCUGCCAGACCAGACGGAUGUUGGCAGAAUCUGGAACGAGGGUCUUGCUUUCUGGGGCUGGUGGUUCUACCUCUCCAAGUUCUAUGAGGUCCUUGACACGGCUAUCAUUCUGGCCAAGGGCAAGCGCAGCACCACUCUCCAGAAGUACCACCACGCCGGUGCUAUGUUGUCCAUGUGGGCUGGUAUGCGCUUCAUGUCACCUCCCAUUUGGAUGUUCGCCCUGGUCAACUCCGGCAUCCACGCCAUGAUGUACACCUACUACACCGUCUCAGCCCUCGGCUACCGCGUCCCCAACGUCGUCAAGCGAACCCUUACCACGCUUCAAAUCACCCAAUUCCUUGUUGGAUCCGCUUUCGCCGCCAUCCACCUCUUCGUCUCCUACACCGUCCCCGUUUCGGUCGCAUACAAGGUCGCUGAGAAGGUUGCUCCCAAGGUCGUCUCGUCCUCCGUCUCAUCCGCAGUUGCCUCUGCUACUGAAUCGGUUGCUGAAGCCCUCCCCACCGCGACCGGUGUUGCUGUAGCCUUCCUCAGGAAGCUAAUUUACCGCGCAGCUGGUGACGAAGGUCUCGCUGAGAACAUCCCCGUCCCUGGUCAGCCUAUUCCGGUUCGCCAGCAGCAGCAGCAGCAGCAAGUCAUUGCUGGAGAGCCUGUUCCUACCCACAACGCGGUCCAUGACUUCUUCCACCCUCACGAGACAGUCGAGAAGACCUUCUACCGCACUGAGUACCAGACCGUUCCUUGCGUCGACACCUCCGGCCAAGCUUUCGCCAUCUACGUCAAUCUGAUCUACCUCGCACCGCUCACCAUCCUCUUCAUGCGCUUCUUCUUCAAAUCAUACCUGCGCCGCUCCUCGCCUAACGCCAAGAAGGACUUCAAGCCUCGCACAAUCUCCGACGCAGCUGGUGACGCCAGCCGCAGCGUGGAGCGCGAGCUCGACUCCCUUGACAAGUCCGCUGAAGACGCCAUCUCCUCGGGUGUGAACAGAGCUAGGGACGCUGUUCGCGGAAGGAAGCCCACCAACGGCCACAUCAAGGACGAGCGAAAGGGUAGCAUGAGCCCGGCCAACCAAAAGUUCCUCGAGAACAUCAACCGCCGCGUCAGCCAAAAGCUCCAGGAACUCGACGAGGGUGCCGAUGCUACAAGCAAGAAGGCUAGGCAGAUUGCCAAGGAGCUGGUUGGCAAGGCCGAGGCUGCAGGUGAAAAGGUCGAGCAGGCUUACGAAGAUAACGAGGAGGACAUUAAGGAGGCAGAGAAGGCCAAGGAGAACGCCGACCGGAAUCGCAGCCCUAGCAAGCUGCCUCGCAAGCAGAACAAGAAGAAUAGCAAGAACGGUCAGACCGACGAACAGGUGGCUAAGCCUGAGCAGGAGCCUGAGCCAAAGGACCUCAAGAACACCCUUGGCAAGAAGGAUGGCAAGGGUCUUUUCUAG